Messenger RNA from Solanum stenotomum, 774 nucleotides. Its product is annotated as F-box protein At5g07610-like. Gene Ontology annotation, molecular function: protein binding. NCBI's taxonomy places the organism in Eukaryota, Viridiplantae, Streptophyta, Magnoliopsida, Solanales, Solanaceae. The transcript has 2 exons. The record is from RefSeq and is a predicted model, not a curated record. The coding region runs from base 1 to 774 and encodes 257 amino acids.
AUGGAAAUUCUUUUACGCGUACCUAUAAGAUCCCUUCUCUGUUUCAAAACCGUAUCCAAACGUUGGCUUUCAAUCAUUACUCAUCCACAUUUUUCUGUCCUCUGUCAACCCAAUCCAAAUCGCGCAAUAGGCCUUUUCUUGACCUGUCCUUAUUCUCUUCCAGCAAAACCCCAGUUCGAUUAUGUUCAUUUUGAUAAGAAAAAUCCCCCAAAACCACCAUUUAAGAAUCUCAAAUUCAUUAAAGACUCUUCUGGUAUUAGUGUUCUGCAAUCUUGCAAUGGACUAAUACUCUGUUCCAACUCCCCUUCGCGUCUAGCUAAAACAAAUUACUAUGUUAGCAACCCCACUACGAAACAUUACACAGCACUUCCAAAAUCAGUUCUUGAAACUGAAAAUUCUAAAAUUCAUGGUAUAAGCUUAGCUUUUGAUCCUGCCAAGUCUCCUCAUUACAAAGUAAUAUGUGUUCGCGAUUCUGUUUCGUCUCCUCAACAUUAUCAGAUUGAAAUCUACUCAUCUCAAACAGGGACAUGGAGACUAUCAGGUGAUCCAUUCAUUGCUGAUGUUAAUUUCUCCAAAGGGGUUUAUUGGAAUGGAUCAAUUUACUGGAUUAGUACUAUUGGAAACUUGACUUGUUUAUAUUACAAUCUUGAUUUUGAGAGGUUAGGGAUAAUGCCAAUGCCACAUUUUCCAGAUGAUCAAGGAACAACUAUAACAUAUUUUGGUGAAUCUUGUGGCCAUUUGCACCUCACAAAAAUUUCAUUCAACACAAUUUGA